GUGGUUUUUCAUCCUUUGACAUGAAUUCAUUUAUUUUCCAAAGUUCCGGAAGAAAAAGUUUCCUUUAGAAAAAAAAAAUCUGUGAUGUCGCGAAAUGAUUUUUUUUUCGAGAUUUAUGGCUUUGUGAAAAUCUGUGCGAUUUAUAUAUUCUCUCUCUGUACAAAUAUACAGCAUAAACUCCUCUAUAGAGGAACAUUUUCUAUCUAAUCUAAUCACAGCGCGUUGUACGAGAUUCUCGGUGUGUAUAUGUACAGGAAAAUGUAAUUUAAAGUGAAGCCAAGUGGAUUUCUGCAGCAGUUAGUUGAUGGUGUUGGCCGAGUUAGUUCUUAACCGCAGGACAGCCUGGAAGCAGCCUGCAACGUCCGCGACGUCUUUGAAAAUUCAAUUUUAUAACUAAGAGAUUCUCUAAUAAUUUGUGUUACCAUCAAGUGGAAGAUUGCAAUGGAAUUUUAUUAAUAAUUCCCUUCAGAGUUGAGACAAUAUCGAAGGAGGAAGCACGAACUGUAUUUCACGCGAUAGUUUCAGUACCCAACUGAGGAUUGAAGUGCGAGGAAAAGGUGGAAAAACUUCUGCAUCCCUCUCUUUCGCAAUAUAAUAGGAUAAUCUCAAAUAAUCCGGGACAAAUUCACGCGAGGAAAAUCGAUUGAAAUCUUUUAGCUGUAAAAUGUCCAACACACCUGAGGUCAGGGACUUGGAGGGUCUCCUGAGCACCAAGUUGAAUGGAAGGAAGGUCAUAGAAUGCACAACGAGGCAUCUCACAGCUGUUGGUGACAACUAUGGGAGUACAAUGCUUGCAUUGGAUGUUAAGCUUUCCCCGGUGGAUGGUGAGGAAGAAUUCCUCCAGCUCGUGGCAAAAAUGUGCCCAACAAACCAAAUGCUCCUCGAAAUCUUUCAAGUGAACAUCACAUUCACGAAAGAAAUGGCCAUUUAUAUGGUGUCUGUGCCAGAAUUUUUGCGUCUGCAGGCGGAUGAGGGGUGUCCUGAUGAUGAGAAAUUGGACGUUUUUAUUGAAUGCUAUGGGUCGAGGACCUCUCUAUCCUCCACAGAGGCGUCUGUUGAUGCCGAUGCUGUUAUCUUGUUGGAAAAUAUAAAGAUCAAAGGGUACACAGUGGGGGAUCGUGCCAAGGGAUUUGACCUAGAGCACACAGAACUCAUUCUGCGGAAUGUGGCCAAAUUCCAUGCAGCUCCAAUUGCCCUGAGGCACAAGGAUGCGCAACUCUUUGACCAGAAGGUACGGGCGCAUCUUAAGAAAAUUGACAUUGAUGAGGGACUAACGAGUGAAGCAGCGGCUGAAAUGAAAAAGGCAUUUGAGAAUGAGCUGAAAUCCAUCCCAGAAGUCCUUUCGCUGUACGACAUCAUCGCACGGCAGCUGGAGAUGUGUCAGGAGCGACAGAGAGAUUUGAAUUUCUACGAGGAGAACAUCUUCAACACCAUCUGCCACAAUGAUCUCUGGGUGAAUAACGUUAUGAUUGCCUACGAUGCUGCCGGGAAGCCCUCAAGGGUGAAGAUCUUUGACUUUCAGCUAAUAAUGUACGCAUCAAUGUCCCUGGAUGUCCUGUUCUUUCUCUUCACAAGCGUACAAAAUGAUAUUUUGCUAGAAAACUUCGAUAACUUCCUCAAAUUCUACUUUGAUGAAUUCUGCAAGAGUUUAAAGUUCUUUGGGUGUCCUCUGGAUGAUUUUACGUGGGAAAAAUUCAAUGAAGAUAUUAACAAACAAGCCCCAUAUGAGCUCUACCACAUUACAUCAAUGAUAAAAAUCCUUCUGAUUGAUAAGCAAAAAAUGGCAGAGAAGGAAGAAAUCACAGAUGAUACAUUCUACGAUGCCGAAAUGGUGGGACCAAAUUACUAUGAGAAGCUGAAACUCAUCAUCUUGGAGUACAAGAAGCGCAACUGGUUGAUUGAGUGAUGAAACCAAAGAAGAAAAAGGGAAAUAAACCCCUUUCGCAGAGAAUGGGGGGUGUUUGUGUGUGGAAAAGCGAGAGUUAUAAUAAUAAUUUUCGCAACGGGGCAAUACACGCCAUGCCAUGCUAUGUAGAGAGCUACGGAAUCAGGCUGGGGGGAAGGGCGGGGGCUUAAUUUAAAAGCGAGAGAUGGUGGCAAUAAUUAAUUUAUCGUACAAUAAACUCUGUGUGUAUGAAGAGCAUUUAUCAAUUAAUGACUUUCUCCCCUUCAAAGUGAUGACACAGAAUAUUGCAAUGUUUUAGUCAAUUAAAACUUAUAUUAUUUGCAAUUUUGCGACAAAGUGCUUAAUCCCGCCAAUGUCUUCGCAUCAUUCCACAAAUUUUUUUACAUAAUGUUUUUAUAAUUAUAUUUUUAUGUUUUCAUGCAAAAUCGAUUAUUAUUUGUCAUGCAAAAUAAGGGGAAUAAAAUGAACA
Messenger RNA from Lutzomyia longipalpis, 2375 nucleotides. RefSeq lists its product as uncharacterized. The transcript is spliced from 4 exons. Bases 665 to 1906 code for a protein of 413 amino acids. The record is from RefSeq and is a predicted model, not a curated record. Lineage: Eukaryota; Metazoa; Arthropoda; Insecta; Diptera; Psychodidae.